CGGUACCGGCGGCUGCCCGGCUCUGCGGUUGCCGUGAGUCAGCACACGCCGUACGGGAGAGAGCCCUGAUCCAGCCCCGCUCCCGCCAGGCAGCCGGUGAGCCCAGGCCGCAGCGGGCGGUGUGGCUGGUGACACUGCUGGUGACACGGCCGGUGGCACGGCGGGACCAUGCAGGCGGAGGCCAGAGGGGAAUUCUGCAGCCGGGACCAGCGCCCUGAGCUUGGCAAGGAGCCGCUGGUCCCGGAGCGCCCUGCAGGGACCCCCACCCACGGGCCGGCCCAGGAGACCCCCCGAGUCCCCGCGGAGGAGCAGGGUGGCAUCCCCAUCCCCAGCGCCGGCCUGCUGCAGGUCACCGAGCGCCGACGUGACCCUCUGAGCAGCGUGUCUUCGCUGGAGGUGCACUUCGACCUGCUGGACCUGACCGAAUUGACGGAUAUGUCGGACCAGGAGCUGGCCGAGGUCUUCGCCGACUCCGACGAGGAGAACGUGGCCGGAGAGACGCCCGGCGGGCUGCAGCCGCCGGCGGUGCCGCGGGCCGGGUACCUGCGCUCGCCCUCCUGGACCCGCGCGGAGCAGGGCCGGGACAAGAAGCACCUGAGUGACCCUGAGCUGCCGCCGGGACCCCCGGACGCCUUCCUGCCCGCCGAGCGCCCGCGGGAGCCGUAGGGACAAAACCCGCCGCGGGACACCGGGACACCCGGUGCUGGUCCCGUCGGUACUGAUGGAGCCCGUCCCCGGGCGCAGGACUCCCGUUAGCCCGCCCGGAGGGCAGAGGCGGCCCCAGCCCCGCGGCGGGGACGUACCGGGGCUGCCCUCAGCCGGUGGCUCGCGGCCCCGGGGGGAAACCGGGCC
Catharus ustulatus (Swainson's thrush) is the source of this 852-nucleotide messenger RNA. RefSeq names its product dysbindin domain-containing protein 1-like. The record is from RefSeq and is a predicted model, not a curated record. Gene Ontology annotation, cellular component: cytoplasm. Gene Ontology annotation, biological process: negative regulation of protein kinase activity. Lineage: Eukaryota; Metazoa; Chordata; Aves; Passeriformes; Turdidae.